AUGAAGUUCGUCGCUUUGACCAUCCUGGCCGUUCUGGCGAUCGGAACAACGGCGUUCGUGGUUCCCGAAAAACCGCAUCCGUUUGUCGCCAAAGUCGGCCAUGGCGCGUUCUGCAGACCCUGCGAGGACAUUAUCAAGGUGAUAAUAAAAUAUCGAUAGACCAUUUGAAAAAUAUUCUUAAGGGCGGUGAGGAGGUCGGCGACGUCGAUUUGGACCAUUGGCUCGACGUCAACUUCACGAUUGUCUGCGAUUCUGUCCUUCUCAUUAUCCAUCACGAGUGCGAGGAGGAGCUGAAGAAGGUAAUCUGAAUCGCAUGCAUACAUGGGAUAGUCUCGGUGGGACCUGAAAAAGGGAGAGGACUUGGCAAAAAUAACGAGAAAGGGGGGUGUUGGCAAAAACCGUAAAAAAAUUGAUUCAGGGUGCAGAAGCGAUUUUUUCUCAGUUGAAAGUCAUCGUGAAAAAGCUUUAUAUUUGUUCUUCGAGCAUGGGGGGAGGGGGGGCUUGGCUGUAGCCAGUCAUGCUCAACCUUGAGGCCCGGUUAAGGCCGUACCGACUCUGGCUUCGAAAAAAAGUAACCCGGCUACGGUUGCAGGAAGUGGCUCAAAAAGUUGUGUCUGCAAUCCUGACGUCAUAUGAUAACAGUGGUUGAAAUUUCAUCAAAAUCAAAAAAAAAAUUUUUCUGUACUCGUUGAUUUUGAGAGCUACAGAGACAGCGUGUUAAAAUCGAUUGAAAGCUUAAAUUUGAUCAUAUUGAACACACGGUGUUUUUGUUAGUGGAAAAAAAGGCAAGACCAAAAAAACGGUGGACGGGGCCAAAAAUAUCCACCGUUCCCUUCCCCCAUGACGUUAUGGGAACGGUAAAGAUUUCGGCUCUAUGAGCUUAAAUAACAGCGCAUAUUAAAGGCGCAGGCCGCCGUAUUGCCAAAGUUCUUCAAGACGAAUCGAAAUUUCUCUACAUAAACGCGAUUUUCUGCGCGAAAGCGGCGCAGUGCAUGCACACACUUUACGGAGAAAAAGUGGGCGUCGUCGAAAAAACGCCGUGCAUAGUGUUUAUUUUCGUACUCCUUCCUUUAAUGGAUUAUUUGUUGAAAAUGCCAAAAAUAUAUUGAAAUUCUCCUUUUCAGGUGAAGAAACAGCUGAAGAAGGACAUUGAAGAUGGCGUCCCGCCAAAGAAAGCCUGCAAAGACCUCGACUUUUGCUAA
This is a messenger RNA of Caenorhabditis auriculariae, 1202 nucleotides long. NCBI's taxonomy places the organism in Eukaryota, Metazoa, Nematoda, Chromadorea, Rhabditida, Rhabditidae. The record is from the annotation of a GenBank genome assembly.